Molecule: messenger RNA, 923 nt
Organism: Dinoponera quadriceps
Lineage: Eukaryota; Metazoa; Arthropoda; Insecta; Hymenoptera; Formicidae
Exons: 3
Coding region: 226-837 (203 amino acids)
Source: RefSeq, a predicted model, not a curated record
UACAAGUUUAUGAUUAAAUAUUUACGAAACGAUACUAUGAAAAUUAUUAAAAUUUCUGUUACUGUUGCAGAUCGAGGGAGAGGCUCGACCGCCGGUUGCGGCGCAUCAGGCGAGGUAGUUCGCGCGCGCCGGACUCUCGCCGUCGGAACUAGCGGAGCAUGCCGCGGGGCAAUGCGCCGCCUGGGUAAUUCACCAGCGAGCGAACUCGGUAUAUAGGAGUGCUGCAUGGGAGCACUUGAGAGACUGCUUUCGCCUUCCAUAAUACUUGGCUCGAUAGAGCAGAGUUGUGACCUUGAACGCCACAAGUUCUUUCGAGCGGAGGACCGAAAGAUAUAUCCGCGGAGCACCACGAUGUGGCUCGAUAGCUCUUCACGCUCGAAAACUGUGAGAAAGGCCGGGAUUGGUCGUAUGGCCCGAUCGAAGGUCAUCAGUAGAGUAAAAACUGCCGUUGAGGAGAGUCGCCGACGGCGGGGAAGCUUUCUUCGCGAACUGGAAGUCCAGGGAGAAGUUCGGAUCAGCCCGGUAUCCAUCGUUAGCCAUGUGGGUCGUUGGGGGGAUCCCAUGCAUCGGGCCACUACCGACCGUCGGCAUAGUGGGUCGCGAACGCAGGGGUCGGUCGCAUCGGAUGACAGCCGACAUUUGUCAGCAACGUGGGUCGCUGACGGCCGAAGCGUGCGAGACCGUCAUUGGAGGCACGAUACCCUGUAUCGGAGCGUCGUGUGGCCUCUCAGUCUAAUAUCUAUUACUAACAAUAUGAUUAUAAGUUAUUUUUCCUUAUUGUUAUUUUUGUUAUGUGAAGGCAAGAGAAAGGGGGAGGUAAUAUCAAAUGUCACAUAAUAACGGAAAGAAGUCUAAAUAUUUUAUACGAACUGUGACGAAAAAAAAGGGAAAAACAUUUAAAUUUGGCGUGACGUAAUUUUUGA